AUGAACUGUGCAGCUUUUAUAGUGGUGACUACCAGUUUUCUUUCUUGGACUGAUGCAGUUAAUCUCUACAACAAUAAAGACAAAGAUAAAGAGCUGCAGUAUCUUAUGGAACCACCAGUGUAUGCUGAGAUAAUAGCACACCGAGGAAAGAAUGCAACCCUGCCAUGCGUUCUUCGAACUGUACCUUCUCACUACAGAGUUAAGUGGACAAAAGUUGAACCUCUUCAUACAGGAAUGGAAAAUAUUAUUCUCAUCAGUAAUGGGCAUGAGGUUAAGCACUACGGCACAUGGCAGUCUAAAGCAAGUCUUCGACGUAUGCAUGUUUUGGAUAUCUCUCUCUGCCUAACUAAACUAGAACUCCAAGAUUGUGGUCUCUACCAGUGUGAACUGAUCAAUGGCAUUGAUGAUGAGAGUGUCACCAUUACUCUAAGCAUUGAAGGGGUUGUGUUUCCUUAUCAAAGCAGCCAUGGUCGUUACAAAUUUACCUACUUUGAUGCCAAAAAGGCUUGUGAAGAACAGGAUGCAACACUGGCAACAUACACACAGCUUUACAAGGAAUGGACAGAAGGUCUGGAGUGGUGUAAUGCUGGAUGGCUAAAUGAUGGGACUGUCCACUACCCCAUUCUGAAUCCACGGCCAACAUGUGGGAAAGAUCUUCUUCCAGGGAUCCGCAGCUAUGGGCCCCGGCACAAGACCAAGGACCAUUAUGAUGCCUUCUGCUUCACCUCUACCAAUGAGGGUUCAGUAUUCUAUGUCCCAGGGUCACUAAAUUUUUUGGAAGCAUCUAGUGCCUGUAAGGCGAAAGGAGCAAGCCUGGCCCGCGUGGGACAACUCUACUCCUCCUGGAAGUUUCUGGGGUUGGAACGCUGUGAUGGAGGCUGGCUACAAGAUGGUAGUGUGCGCUUUCCCAUCAUUACCCCUAAGCAGCGCUGUGGAGGAAUCCCACAGCCAGGGGUUCACAGCUUUGGAUUCCCUAAAAAGAGCAUUAGUCUCUAUGGGGCAUAUUGUUACAGGUAA
Messenger RNA from Neoarius graeffei (lesser salmon catfish), 1017 nucleotides. It is a transcript of the gene hapln2, whose product is annotated as hyaluronan and proteoglycan link protein 2. The record is from RefSeq and is a predicted model, not a curated record. Gene Ontology annotation, biological process: cell adhesion. The transcript has 5 exons. Gene Ontology annotation, molecular function: hyaluronic acid binding. The coding region runs from base 1 to 1017 and encodes 338 amino acids. NCBI's taxonomy places the organism in Eukaryota, Metazoa, Chordata, Actinopteri, Siluriformes, Ariidae.